This is a messenger RNA of Capronia coronata CBS 617.96, 1560 nucleotides long. Its product is annotated as MFS transporter, NNP family, nitrate/nitrite transporter. Bases 1 to 1560 code for a protein of 519 amino acids. Gene Ontology annotation, molecular function: nitrite transmembrane transporter activity; nitrate transmembrane transporter activity. The record is from RefSeq and is a predicted model, not a curated record. Gene Ontology annotation, biological process: nitrate transmembrane transport; nitrite transport. Gene Ontology annotation, cellular component: membrane. The transcript is spliced from 2 exons. NCBI's taxonomy places the organism in Eukaryota, Fungi, Ascomycota, Eurotiomycetes, Chaetothyriales, Herpotrichiellaceae.
AUGGCUGUCGACUUCACUCUGGCCUACAAGGCCCCAGAGGUCAACCCCAUCACCUACAAGGCCCAUUCCAUACCCUUCCUAAAUCCCAUCAACAUGUACGGCCGCGUUUUUUUCUUUUCUUGGUUUGGUUUCUUUGUGGCAUUCUGGUCGUGGUAUGCGUUCCCUCCACUGUUGCACGACACCAUCCAGAAAGAUCUUCACUUGACCAAAAUUGAUGUGGCCAACUCCAACAUCAUUGCCCUCUGCGCAACACUGCUCGUUCGAUUGAUUGCUGGCCCAUGCUGCGACCGUUUUGGCCCUCGGUGGACAUUCGCAGGAUGUCUCCUCAUCGGCGCCAUCCCUACAUUUUUGGCUGGCACUGCCUAUACCAAGAGCCAACUGUUCGCCGUUCGAUUCUUCGUCGGGAUCCUCGGUGGCAGCUUUGUGCCGUGCCAAGUAUGGUCGACAGGCUUUUACGACAAAAACAUCGUCGGCACAGCCAACGCCUUCACUGCAGGCUUCGGGAACGCGGGCGGUGGAGUGACCUACUUCAUCAUGCCCAGCAUCUACGAUUCACUAUUAAACCGGGGGUUAUCACCCCAUGUUGCUUGGCGCGUGGCCUUCGUUGCUCCCGGCAUCGUGAUCGUUUUCGUGGCGAUGUGCCUCCUGUUCUUCUGCCACGACACGCCCGUGGGGAAAUGGAGUGAACGGCAUCUUGCUGCCCAGCAGCAUCUGGCGGCGCAUGGCAUUCAGGCCACUAUUGUCGAUGCACCCAAAGCAGGAAUCACGGACAAGCCCUCGACCCAGGAUAGCUCUCCGUCUCCCCCAUCGGAAAUGGGCGAGAAGAUGCGAUACGACGCCACCGGCGACCGCAAGAUGUCAGGAUAUGCCGACCAUGAGGCUCAACUGAGUGAACAGCAAAUGCUCGACACUGCACGUGGCGAGAUUGUCGUGAAGCCGACGGCCAAGGAAGUCUUCUCGGUCAUGUUCGCUCCACAGACUCUUGUCCUCUCCUUCUGCUACUUCUGCUCGUUCGGCGCUGAGUUGUCGGUCAACUCGAUUUUGGGCACGUAUUAUCAGAAGAACUUCAAGUCACUUGGUCAGACCACGUCCGGACAAUGGGCCGCCAUGUUCGGUCUACUCAACGCUGUGUGCCGUCCACUGGGGGGCAUUGUGGCCGAUAUUCUCUACAGGAACUUCCACAACGUUUGGGUGAAGAAGAUCUGGAUCCAUACUCUGGCUGUAAUCACCGGAGUCUUCCUUAUCGUCAUUGGCGUCCUCGACUCUCAUGACACCAGCACCAUGUUUGGCCUGAUCGCCGGGAUGGCAUUCUUCCUUGAAGGAGGCAAUGGAGCCAACUUCGCCUUGGUACCCCAUGUCAUCCCCAGUGCCAACGGGGUCGUGUCUGGCAUGACCGGGGCGACGGGCAAUCUUGGUGGCAUCAUCUUUGCCAUCGUGUUUCGCUACAAUGGUGUCGACUACGGCAAAUCUUUCUGGAUCAUCGGGGUGAUCACCAUCGGCAUCAACUUGGCUCUCUGCUGGGUCCCACCCAUCUCGAAGAAACAGAUUGGUGGUCGUUAG